AUGCGCUCAUCACUCUCUUUGAGCCUUUCGCUUCUCGUCGGCCUAGUGUCGGCUGCCAACUACAAGCUCGUCAAGGACUUCUCGGGCAACAACUUCUACAACCAGUUCGACUUCUUCACCGGCCCCGAUCCUACUCAGGGCUUUACCAACUACGUCUCUCACGACCAUGCUGUUGAAUACGGUCUGAUCUGGAACAAGAGCGUUCCCACCUGGGGCGUCGACUCCUACACUCAUCUCAAUGCCAAUGGUGCCAAUGGCGGUCGCACUUCUGUGCGCAUGACCAGCAAGGACACCUUCACCCAUGGCCUCUUCAUCGCCGACAUUGCCCACAUGCCUCAGAGCUCUUGCGGCGUCUGGCCUGCUUUCUGGACCUUUGGUCAGACUGGCAACUGGCCCCAGUCCGGCGAGAUCGACAUUAUCGAGUUCGCCAACCUCGCCAGCCAGAACAAGGUGUCCGGUCACACCAUGCCUGGCUGCUCCAUCUCUGGCACCUCUCAGAGCGGUGAUGGCGCCGGUUGCGCUUUCCUGUCCCCUUCCAGCUCGAGUGCAGGUACCGGCUUUAACGCCAUUGGUGGUGGUGUCUACGCCAUGGAAUGGACCUCUCAGCACAUCAACGUCUGGUUCUUCCCUCGCAACAGCAUUCCUUCAUCCAUCAAGAACGGCAAGCCCGAUGUCAGCAAGUUCGGCCAACCCAUGGCCAACUUCCGCGGCUGCGACCUCGACAGCUACUUCUACAACCACGCCAUCGUCUUCGACACCACUUUCUGUGGCACCUGGGCUGGCGAGACCUUCUUCAACGACGGCUGCUCUGCCUCCUCGUGCGUUGACUUCGUCGCCAAUAACCCUUCCGCAUUCAAGGAUGCCUUUUGGGCUGUCAACUACCUCAAGGUCUACCAGCAAGGCGGUGCCUCCAAGGCCAAGCGCGACUUCAUCCGUCGCCACGCAAAGCAGACCCACGGUCACGGUCUCAUCUAAGUGCCGCCAGCGUAGCACUUUCAAACUUGCUUCUCACGCAACAAACAUGCAGGACAUGUCUUACCCACCCUCGUUUUUGUUUCCCUCCAAGCAUCAGCAACGGCGUUU
Molecule: messenger RNA, 1083 nt
Organism: Aureobasidium pullulans EXF-150
Lineage: Eukaryota; Fungi; Ascomycota; Dothideomycetes; Dothideales; Saccotheciaceae
Product: concanavalin A-like lectin/glucanase
Exons: 2
Coding region: 1-975 (324 amino acids)
Biological process (GO): glucan catabolic process
Molecular function (GO): hydrolase activity, hydrolyzing O-glycosyl compounds
Source: RefSeq, a predicted model, not a curated record